Pyrgilauda ruficollis (rufous-necked snowfinch) is the source of this 1532-nucleotide messenger RNA. It is a transcript of the gene GPR88, whose product is annotated as G protein-coupled receptor 88. The transcript is spliced from 2 exons. Gene Ontology annotation, biological process: G protein-coupled receptor signaling pathway. Gene Ontology annotation, molecular function: G protein-coupled receptor activity. Gene Ontology annotation, cellular component: membrane. Bases 486 to 1532 code for a protein of 348 amino acids. Lineage: Eukaryota; Metazoa; Chordata; Aves; Passeriformes; Passeridae. The record is from RefSeq and is a predicted model, not a curated record.
CUUCUUGAUUUAACAAGUUGAAAAUCUGCUGAAUAAUUCAUGAAGAGUGGAAGGGCUGAAUCUUCCUGGAAUGAUAUACACUGUACGUACUGUGGCACAGGAGAAACUGCAAAGCUUUGUAUCAGUUGCUGCCGUUUCUGCUGCCGAUUGCAAGGUGCUGCUGCUUUUGCUGUUUUCACAGCUACAGAAACCUCAGUCGUGCUCUGGUCUGCCAACAGCCAUCUGCCUCCCUAUGGACCCACCUUCACCAGCUACAAUCUGUGGACUCUCUUGCUGCCUACCUGCCUUGGACACUGCUGGUUUUUGGAUCCUUACUGCAAACAGCAUUUUCUGGACCUUACAGCUUGUAUGACUGAAACCUGCCUUAGAGUCCUUCAGCUGCACAGCCUCCCAUGUGCUUGGUGAGGACUCCUGCAGCAGAACUUCUGACCCAGAUAAGGAUGGGAUUUACAGGGCAAAGUCAAAACUGAGCUGCAUUCAGCGAGAUGCCCAACGCCUCUUCCUGGAGUGCUAGCUCGCCUCUGCUGCUGCUCUGGGAGGACUCCUCUGGGACCCGCAUCUUUCUGUCGCUGCUCUACGCAGUCUUGGCUAUCUCAGGAACUUUAUCCAAUGUGAUGGUCAUCUAUUUAGUCUUCUCCUUCAAGAAGCUGCAGACAACCAGCAAUGCCUUCAUCGUGAACGGCUGUGCGGCUGACCUGAGCGUGUGUGCCCUGUGGAUGCCCCAGGAGGCUGUGCUGGGGCUGCUGCCCCCCAAUUCCUCCUCCCUUCGCUCGGCGGAGUACCGGCUGCUCCGGGGGGGGCUCCUGGGCCUCGGCCUCACCGUCUCCCUGGCCUCGCACCUGCUGGUGGCUUUCAACAGGUACGUGCUCAUCACCAAGCUGCCCAGUGUGUACCAGGCCCUCUACCAGCGGAGACACACGGGCUGCAUGAUCGGGCUCUCCUGGGCCCUCGCCCUGCUCCCGGUCCCGCUGCUGCCCGGGCUCUGGACCCUGGGCUCAGCCCAGUCGGAGGGCAGCUCUCGCUACACCGCCCUGCUCCUCGCCCUGGCCGUGCUGGGCCAGACCGCGCUGCUGCUCCACUGCUAUCUCGGCAUCGUGCGGCGGGUGCGGGGCAGCGCCAAGCGGGUCAGCGUCCUCAACUUCCACCUGCUGCACCAGCUGCCCUUCCCCGCCGCGCCGCCGCCGCCUCGCCGCGCCCAGCGCCGCCUCAGCAGCGUCUCCGUCCUGCUGCUCUGCUGCGUGUUCCUGCUGGGCACCCAGCCCCUGGUCUGGGUGAGCCUCCUGGGCUUCUUCCUGCGCCCGGCGCCGCCGGCGCUGCAGGCCGCCAGCUGGCUGCUGCUCUGCUCGCUCUCGGCCCUCAACCCGCUGCUCUACACGUGGCGCAGCGAGGAGUUCCGCCGGGCGGCCCGCUCUGUCCUGCCCCGCGGCGAGGGCCAAGCCGCCGCCCCACGCCCCGCAGCCGCCGCCGCGGGGACAGCCAUGUACCUCAUGGCUGCAGAGCAGGAAGGAUGUAGCAAACAGGCAAGUGACUGA